GCUGGGGGGACCCCCAUGACGCCCUGCCCAGCGGCCUCGGCCCCCCCAGCCGGCCCAGGGCCCGGUGCCCCCCACCCCCGGCGGGGCAUCACUCACGACGGAGGAGCAGGAGGGCAGGAGGAUCUUGAGCGCGUUGCAGAGGAACACGGCGCUGAGCACCAGCAGCCACGCACCGCCCUCCGCCAUGGCCGGGCCCCGCCGACAGCAGCUCUGACGGCGCUCCGGGACCGCGAUCGCGACCGGGAUGGGGGGUUAAGAUCGGCACCGGGAGCGGGAGCGGGAUCGGGGUCGGGCGGAGCGGCGGCAGCGAGAGGACUCGGGGACAUGCGCGGCCCCGUGACCGCCGGUAUCCAAUGGGUUCCCCGUGCGCGCUCCCGGGCAGGGGCGGAGCGCUGCCCCGGCCCGCCCAUCCCAUCCCAUCCCGCCGCUCCCCCCGCUCCAAUCCGGCUGGAUCCUGUUGCGGCGCCGCUGGCGCUGCUGGGAUGGGGAGGGGGGGAGGCGGUUUCCCUGCGCAGCCGGGCUGUGGCUCGCAGGCAGCCGCCGCAGCGCUCGCAGCAGCCGCCGGGCGGGAGCAGCCGCAGCUCCGGGAGCCUCGCGAUGCCGAAGAGGAAGGUGACGGUGGCGGACGGGGACGCCCCGGCGGAGCCCAAGCGGCGAUCGGCGCGUCUGUCCGCGAAACCCGCGCCGGCCAAAGCAGAGCCGAAGCCAAAAAAGUUGCCGGCAAAGGAUAAAACUGAGGACAAGAAGGCUCAGAAGGGGAAAAAGGGGCCUAAAGGAAAACAGACAGAAGAGACGAACCAAGAACAGACAAAGGACAACCUGCCUGCAGAAAAUGGGGAAGCUAAAACUGAGGAGACCCCAGCACCUGAUGCAGCUGCAGAGAAAGAAGUGAAGUCUGAGUAACACCCACAUCUGGAACUGGGGGUCUUUAAACUUUUCUUCUUGUACAAUUCAGAGGAAUAUUUUUAUCGACUAUUUUGUAAAUGCAAGUUUUUUAGUAGUUCUAGAAAACACGUUUUUAAAAAAAAAAAAAAAGGAGAGAGUCCCGACUCAACCCAUUUUUUUACAUAUUUAGAUAAGUGUAAAUGCUUUUUUUAAGUGGUAAAGUCAUGUACUGGUUGUCUGUUUUCUAUGAAACCAGAAAUUAACAGCGUGUUAAUUAAGGAGAGGGCUCUGAAGCCUUGAUUAGGCUUCACGUUCCACAGCCUGUGAGGGACAGUUUUCUAUCCUAUUAAAGGAAGCAUAACACAGAUGAGACUUUGGAAUUCAUUAACGAUGUGUUGAGAAGGUCUUAACAUUUUAGUUAUUUAUCUUCAUGGUUGUACCAUCAGUAGAAUUCCUUACCUAAUAAAACUGCUCCCUAGUGUUGGAUUUCUUGCUGAGUGCUGUAUAUCUGUGACAAAGUUAUUUUUGGUAGUUGCAGCUUUAUUUUUUUUUCCAACAACUUUGUAGCUGUGAUGAGAAAGAUGGGAAACUUUUUAUUUUAUAUCUUUAAAUACUGGCUGAGGAAAAGUUUCUGCUUGGCAGAUGGAACUCGUUAUGUCAAUAUUUGAGAUACUGGAACUUCACCUCUAGUUUUAAAGGACAGCUUGUCUACAAAGCUCAAGUGAAAAAAAUAUUUGAAAUAGUCCUAGGAAAAAAAAGAAAACAAUUAGUUUUUAGACUUAAAAAAACUAUGUGAAUAAAAACAAUUGUAAAAUUGUUGAUAGUGUUUGUGAUCUUCAAACAAAAGCCAAAUAAAUCUUGAUUAUGAAA
This is a messenger RNA of Pseudopipra pipra, 1755 nucleotides long. It is a transcript of the gene HMGN1, whose product is annotated as high mobility group nucleosome binding domain 1. Gene Ontology annotation, molecular function: nucleosomal DNA binding. The transcript is spliced from 6 exons. The coding region runs from base 16 to 903 and encodes 295 amino acids. Gene Ontology annotation, cellular component: nucleus; chromatin. Gene Ontology annotation, biological process: chromatin organization. The record is from RefSeq and is a predicted model, not a curated record. Lineage: Eukaryota; Metazoa; Chordata; Aves; Passeriformes; Pipridae.